UCUUUUAUUAUUAUAUAUUGUUAAUAAUUUGGUUAUCCUUGGUUGAAAUGGGCGCGCCUAAUGCUGCAAUUCUCCUCCCAUUCUCAGUCUCCGAACCCAAUCCCUCCUCCUUCCUCCUCUCCAAUCUGCGUUCCUCUUCAAUCCGCUACUUCUGCCCAUUCUCCGGCCCCAACUAUUACUGCCCAUGUCGCCGCGCGGACAGCCCCUCCUUUUUUCUCCCCAAUGCCUUCUACACCGAACCACUUCCCGCCAAGUUCUCUCCCACAACGCACAAGAAGAACGCCGAUUCCGGCCUCCAUGAUGACAUUUCCAUUCUCAAUGACCGGAUUCGACGCGACCUCCGUAAGAGAGAUCCAGGCGCUUCCUCUUCCGCACCUGCCAUGGAUUCUGAAGAGGCCGGCAAGUACAUCGGGCUGGUGAAGCAGCAGCAGCAGAGGGGGUUGCGGAAGCUGAAAGGCGAUAGGGUAGGUAGGGAUGACGGCGUUUUCAGCUACAAGGUCGAUCCCUACACUCUCCGUUCCGGCGAUUAUGUCGUGCACAAGAAGGUUGGAAUUGGGCGUUUUGUCGGAAUUAAAUUUGACGUUCCGAAAGAUUCUUCGGAGCCGGUUGAGUAUGUGUUUCUGGAGUACGCAGAUGGAAUGGCAAAACUCCCAAUUAAGCAAGCCUCUCGCAUGCUGUAUCGAUAUAACCUCCCCAAUGAAAAUAGAAGGUCACGGCCUUUGAGUAAAUUAAGUGACACUAGUGCAUGGGAGAGAAGAAGGAUAAAAGGAAAGAUUGCAAUUCAGAAAAUGGUUGUUGACUUGAUGGAGCUAUAUUUACAUAGGCUGAAACAAAGAAGGCCUCCCUACCCAGAAAGUGAUGGCAUAGCUGAAUUUGUAGCACAAUUUCCUUAUGAGCCCACACCUGAUCAAAAAAAGGCUUUCCUUGAUGUCAAGAGGGAUUUGACUGAGAGAGAAACUCCAAUGGACAGGUUAAUUUGUGGAGAUGUUGGGUUUGGUAAGACUGAAGUUGCACUUCGUGCCAUCUUCUGUGUAGUGUCAGCCGGGAAGCAAGCUAUGGUUCUGGCACCGACAAUUGUUUUAGCUAAACAACAUUUUGAUGUUAUUUUGGAGCGGUUUUCUAAGUAUCCUCAUAUCAAAGUUGGACUUUUAAGCAGGUUCCAGACUAAAGCUGAGAAAGAGGAGUGUCUGUACAUGAUUAGACAUGGCUACCUGGACAUUAUUGUGGGGACUCACUCCCUCCUUGGAAGUCGUGUUGUUUAUAAUAACUUAGGACUCCUUGUGGUUGAUGAAGAACAGAGGUUUGGCGUCAAACAGAAGGAGAAGAUUGCUUCAUUCAAAACUUCAGUUGAUGUUCUUACUCUAUCUGCAACGCCUAUACCACGAACCCUUUAUUUAGCAUUAACUGGGUUUCGUGAUGCUAGUUUGAUUUCAACUCCACCGCCAGAAAGAGUUCCCAUAAGAACCCAUCUUUCAGCAUACAGUAAAGAAAAGGUAACAUCGGCCAUAAAGUUUGAGCUGGAUCGCGGUGGCCAAGUUUUCUAUGUAUUGCCUCGUAUUAAAGGACUUGAUGAAGUGAUGGAAUUCCUUGAACAGUCAUUUCCAAAUGUUAAAAUUGCUAUUGCACAUGGAAAGCAAUACUCAAAGCAGCUUGAGGAAACUAUGGAUAAAUUUGCACAAGGUGAAAUAAAAAUUCUUAUAUGCACAAACAUAGUAGAAAGUGGGCUUGACAUUCAAAAUGCCAACACCAUCAUAAUUCAGGAUGUUCAACAAUUUGGCUUGGCACAGCUGUAUCAGCUGCGUGGAAGGGUGGGGCGUGCAGACAAGGAAGCUUAUGCGCAUUUAUUUUACCCUGAUAAGUCACUGCUAUCUGAUCAAGCGCUGGAGAGGCUCGCAGCUCUUGAAGAAUGCCGCGAUCUUGGCCAAGGCUUCCAACUUUCAGAGAGAGACAUGGGUAUAAGAGGCUUUGGUAAUAUCUUUGGUGAGCAACAGACGGGGGAUAUUGGAAAUGUAGGCAUUGAUCUCUUCUUUGAAAUGCUUUUUGAGAGCUUGUCCAAGGUUGAAGAACAUCGGCUGUUUUCAAUUCCUUACCAAUCAGUACAGCUUGACAUAAAUAUUAAUCCUCACCUCCCUUCCGAGUAUAUAACUUAUCUGGAAAACCCAAUGAAAAUAUUAAGCGAAGCAGAGAAAGCUGCUGAGAAGGACAUUUGGAGUUUAAUGCAAUUCACAGAGAAUCUACGUCGCCAAUAUGGAAAAGAGCCAUCCUCCAUGGAAAUUCUAUUGAAGAAGCUUUAUGUGAGGAGAAUGGCGGCUGAUCUUGGGAUUUCCAGAAUUUAUGCUUUAGGGAAGAUGGUUGGUCUGAAAACGAACAUGAGUAAAGAGGUUUUCAAACUCAUAAUGGAUUCAAUAGUCUCUGACGUUCACCGAAAUUCUCUGGUGUUUGAGGAUGGCCAGAUUAAGGGAGAACUUCUUCUGGAGCUACCAAGAGAACAACUCAUAAACUGGGUCUUCCAGUGCUUAGUUGAACUUCAUGCCUCCCUACCAGCGCUCAUAAAAUACUAAUUCCUAGGCGUAGAAAAGCUCCAGCUGACUGCCAUGAUGUUGGAUUGGAUUGGAUGAGUUGCACAUAAAAUUUGUGACCAUGGAAAGGAAUUCCAUGAGAAUUUGUGUCCCUGAGUGAAGUCUCCUUGCUGCACAGAUGGUAGACGGUGGCAAAAGAUGUUCAAAAAUCACAUUCGACCAAAAAAAUACAAUGGAUAUUUGGAAACGUAUUCCUUCAAAAUUCAAAAGAUAUGUCUUAUCAUUUCGCAAUUUGAAACUUGUUGUGAGCUCGUCUGAUUGAGGUGGGGGAUAUAUCCUAUCCCCCUUUGCAUUUUGCAGGGUAGGGGCAUGAGGCCAUGAGGCACAUGCGUGAGGAUGCAGCGUGCCAGGUGCAGUUGAGACGGACUGCCCUCCUCAACUCAGUGUCAGUCAGUCAGGCUCAAUCGGCAGUUUUAGACACUACUCCAAUCUAUUGACUUUCAUGACUAUUUCCCAUUUUGGUAUUGUAUAUAAUUUAAUCAAUAAUUCGGGAUUAUGAAUGCUAUUUAUUUGGAUA
This is a messenger RNA of Malania oleifera, 3096 nucleotides long. Its product is annotated as ATP-dependent DNA helicase At3g02060, chloroplastic. The transcript is spliced from 13 exons. Bases 48 to 2561 code for a protein of 837 amino acids. The record is from RefSeq and is a predicted model, not a curated record. Gene Ontology annotation, molecular function: nucleic acid binding; ATP binding. Lineage: Eukaryota; Viridiplantae; Streptophyta; Magnoliopsida; Santalales; Ximeniaceae.